AUGACCGCACAUUACACGAAAUGGUAUGUGGAACAUCUGGUGAAGCAUGCGUACGCGGAUCACUUUGUCUAUUCUCCUCUUCUCAAGAGUUUUGUCACCAUGGUGUCACCCGAAGUGGUCCGAUUUCGUGCAGAGGAUUUUGCCGAUCUGAAUGAGUUGCGUGCGCUCGCUGAACUGAUCGGUCCUCUCGGGAUGAAACACAUGUGCGAUCAUUUGAUGCAAGAUAUCGGACAUCGAGUGGAUGAGAUUAAAAAACUGGUAUUACAAAACCGAAGCACGUUGGAGAGUUUGCGUGAAUGCUUUGACGAUCCACAAAAAACACGUCAAUUGGGCAAUAGUCUUCAGAACAGUGAUACCUUGCUGGUGCUUCUCAAAGAGAUCGGUGUGGCUCUGGCCUUCCGCACACUGUGCGCGGAAGCAUUGAAUGAUGUUCUGCAAAAGCGCACACCGUUCCUGCUGUCCACUGUGCACAACUUACGUAACUACGUUACGCAACAAUCUGGCGGCCAGUUACUGCCUCCAACACUUGGUUCAGCCGCAGCCAUGUCCCCGAACGGGAUACGCGAUGAUGUGGAGACAAUUUAUGCCCGGUUUGACUCGCAGCUAGUGUUGAACAAUCUGUCUGCCAGUAUGGGGAUCCUAUCUGAUUUGGAUUAUAGUUUGUGCGCGAUUCUAAACAGUCGUCGAUCGGCCGCUUUGGCCGCCAGUCAGCAGGCUAACGCGGGCGGUACAAUCAAUGGUGCAGGCGGUUCGGUCCCGUUCCCGGAUCUAGACUAUCACAUUUCGUGCCUGUUCAUUGUGUUCGUGGCGAAUGCUUUGCCCCGUCUCGCGCGACAAGAGUCCAGCGCGUACCAUCUGGAUCUGGAAGCGAAUGAAAAUAACACGCACUGUUUGGCCUAUUCCGUGAACGCCCUCAUGGUGGCCAUGUUUUCCCUACUUCGACCCGGAGAUUUGGAAGCCCGGUCCAAAGAAUUCCUGGCUUUGGCCUCGUCAAAUCUUCUCCGUCUCGGACUGGAAACAUCGACAUCCAUCCUGUCUUCCGAGGUCUGCGGUGGAAGUACCGGUGGCAGUGGUGGUGGAGGUGGUGGUGGUAGCGGUGGUACGGGUGUGGGGUCCGGUGGUAGCCAAUCUUCGUCGUCCAACCCAAAUCCAACACACCCUGCAAAACAACGGGACUCGAUCUAUAUCUUGUUCGACAAUCUUGUCCGGCAUUCCCCUUGUUUAUCACACAGCCUGCAAGAGGCUUGUUUCCCCUACUCGCUGAUUCGCAGUGCUUACCACAAUGUGGCUAAGGCGAGCACGACCACCACAGGUUCAUCUUCUGCCGUGCGUUCCAAUGUGAUGUCUGCAUCGCAUGCCGAUUUGAAAUCACGUGACUAG
This is a messenger RNA of Echinostoma caproni, 1380 nucleotides long. The record is from the annotation of a GenBank genome assembly. NCBI's taxonomy places the organism in Eukaryota, Metazoa, Platyhelminthes, Trematoda, Plagiorchiida, Echinostomatidae.